Molecule: messenger RNA, 1019 nt
Organism: Bemisia tabaci
Lineage: Eukaryota; Metazoa; Arthropoda; Insecta; Hemiptera; Aleyrodidae
Product: dorsal root ganglia homeobox protein
Biological process (GO): regulation of transcription by RNA polymerase II
Molecular function (GO): DNA-binding transcription factor activity, RNA polymerase II-specific; RNA polymerase II transcription regulatory region sequence-specific DNA binding
Source: RefSeq, a predicted model, not a curated record
GCGGAGCCACCACAUAUUUAUUCAGAGGGUCGCUCGCGGCAUCCCUUAUUCGAGUAGACUAUGGCAGGGCCGUUUCUAACGUCUCUCCACGGUGAUCUUUUAUCAGAAUACGUGUUCGGAAGGAGAAGACAGAGACGGAAUAGAACGACUUUUACCCCACAGCAAUUGACCGAACUAGAAUCUUUAUUUCAGAAGACUCACUAUCCUGAUGUUUUUCUCCGGGAGGAAGUCGCUCUAAGAAUUAACUUGUCCGAAGCACGAGUGCAAGUAUGGUUUCAAAAUCGACGCGCAAAAUGGCGGAAGCAGGCGCGACUACAACUAUUGCAAGAUGCGUGGAGGAUACGUUGCUUGGGAUUAUCGACACCACCCCUACUAAUGGGACCGGGGAGUCAUCGUCCAAGUGCCAUAGAUGCUGGACAUUCAAAUAACCUGAAAAUUCCAACUAGUGAUAACCCUGACUUUCGGCUGAUGCAAUGCUUACACAUGAGCAGCGAUAAACCGGGCACUAUGAUCUCUCCUGCACCAGGUGCGGCGGCUCUCUGCCCUUGCAACCUCUCUAGUCCGGCUGAAAAAUCCCCUCAAUCUGCAGAUUGUCCGUCGUUUCACCGAAAAAUAUCACCCACUGAACGCACAUCUUCACCGACCAGUCCUAUGACCUCAUUAACAGAGUCAAGUAGCACUAUGGAACAUCACAACAGCAAAGAAGUGCAGCGAGGGCCCGAAAACCUAAUUAAAAAUAUGGACGGCUCCAAUAACAAUGAGGGAAAGUGACCUGUUUCAAUGUAAAUUAUUUUUGUUCGAACUGAACUUAAUUCCUUGUGUAGGUAGUUCCGAAAUACGCCUCAACACAGUAGAGCAAAGCCUAGUUCCCACUGUCGUGAAAGAGCUUCAAAAGAUGAGUAUAAUUUACGCGUGAAGGUAUUUAAGAGAGCAAGUCGACAUUUUGUUGUGCACUGAAAAAAAAAGCUCGGUGUAUUUACGAAGAGAAGGGUAAAAUUACCAAGAAGUCAGGGCUCUAU